AAUGGAGUCGAUUGCAAAUCCAUUGUAUUUCUUCUCCAACUUGUCAUUAAACCCGCCAUCCUGCUCUAAUGUGGUCAGAUUCAUUGAUGUCCUUGAAUUCUUUUUCGUGGCGCAUCCAUUAUCAGGACGAAAAGAAGGCGAAGAACAUAAUCGUGUGAUGUAUUUUCAUCCGAAAGGCGAGCAAUUAGAGAGACAGACCGAAAUAACAGGAUUCGCAGAAGCCGUUGUUAACUUUACAGAAAAUUUCUUGAGCACCUCCCGUCGGGAAAUCAGUGAAAGAAUUAGUGAAAAUGAAGAUGGUUUCGAUUUCCGAACUGUGACGACGCAGAGAACAGAGCACGUUUAUAUUCGUACAGAAGACGAUCAAUUUAUUCUUGGAGUAUCAAUUUCUAAACAAUUAUCAUUGGUUUCUGAUUAUCCUCUAUUUCAACCAGCGAUUAGGAGUAUACUUUCCGAUGCCUACAAAAUGUUUCGAAUGUUUUUUGGAACUUUUUCUUCUUUUAUCAAAAAUGUUCCCGACGACAUUCCAAAAUUCAAAGAACGCCUUGAUUUUUUCUUCUCCAAGUACAUCCCACUACUGAAAGUUCACAAAAUGCCACUACUUGAUCAUCUUGGAGGCGUCGAAUUUCUACGAAUGUCUGGUCCUCUCUACUUGAACGUUGUUUCUUUACUUUCCGAACUUCGUGAAGAAUUCCAAGUUAUCGAGAAAAUAAUGUUCUUGUAUCAAGAUAAACUUCUCUACUAUCAACUUUCGAAACGCGAUCUUCCAUCACUAUUUCAUUAUUUGACACAUAAUUUGCUUCCAACAACAUUGGCUCCAGAACUUGAACAUUCUGGAAGAAAUGCUUCAAAAGGAAGAUAUCUACGAGGACCAACAGAUUUAACAACAGAUGCUCCGUUGCUCGGUGAUGAGUCACUUUCUGUAGUUCAUUUGCAUUCCGAUCAAGGAACUGAAUUUCAAGAAGAACUCAUCGGAUACCAGAUGAUCGUUUAUCGAUGUCUAAAUGCAACAGUUUGCAUGUUUGUCAGAAAUUGUCCAGCAAAUGGUGGAUUAGAAAUCAGAAGGGAUUCUGAAUCAUCUCAAUCAUCUCGCGCCACUCCUUCACAGAAUGGUGUUGUCAGUCGUCGACUUCUUCGAAAUAUUGAUCAGUUUUUGGAAACCGAACUUUCACAAGUAGCGAGUAAAAUUGGUGACGAAAUCGGCGACGAAAAGUUCCCGGAAGCUCCAGAUUUCCAUUACAUUUACUUCAAUCCAUCAUCGUUAUCCAUGACCUCAAGCCUUUCAACAUCUCCGAAGCUUCCCGUUGCCGCUUCUGGAUCUAAUUCAACAUUAAAAGUACCACUGCCACCAGUUGAUGUUAAUCGUUUAGUAUGUGAUACAAUGAGCAAUUUUGUGUCGGAAACUGAAGAAUUUGGUGAAUGUUUCGUCAAAUCUUCAAGUGAUUGGUGGAUUGUUAUCAAAAAGGUUAAUUCUCGCCUCCUUGUCUUAAUCAUUCCUCCAUCCAACUACACAUCAUCCCUUGCCGAUGUCCAAUCAAAAACUGCAACAAUUGUUCGAUCCCAUUUCGAAGCCAUAUUUUUUAGUUGAUAAUAUUCAUAUUUUCCCAUGCAUGUGUGCCAAAAUUUUGUGAUAUUUGCCUAUAAUUCAAUUCCGUUGCCUUGUACUUUUAUAUCUUAUUCAAUUUUUUCUACAGAUCUAUAUUUAUAUAAAGCUUUUCAAUUUU
Messenger RNA from Caenorhabditis elegans, 1724 nucleotides. RefSeq names its product Vacuolar fusion protein CCZ1 homolog (gene ccz-1). Bases 2 to 1588 code for a protein of 528 amino acids. Gene Ontology annotation, cellular component: Mon1-Ccz1 complex. The transcript has 7 exons. Gene Ontology annotation, biological process: vesicle-mediated transport. Lineage: Eukaryota; Metazoa; Nematoda; Chromadorea; Rhabditida; Rhabditidae. The record is from RefSeq and is marked reviewed.